This is a messenger RNA of Sphaeroforma arctica JP610, 600 nucleotides long. RefSeq lists its product as hypothetical. The record is from RefSeq and is a predicted model, not a curated record. Lineage: Eukaryota; Ichthyosporea; Ichthyophonida. The transcript has 5 exons. The annotation marks the transcript as partial.
AGGUCUUGUGUGCGGGUAAUUUGUAUGAGCGAGCCGUUUCGUCGGCGGAGGGUGGCAAGGUUGCUUGGUCGCUGCAAGGGCGGUGUAUAGCCGUGCUACGUGUAUCGGGCGAGACUGUGUCUGUAGGCUUUGAACCUGAAACGGGAACGGAACUCAACUACGAUGAUGUAGAUAGUUUCUACGGUCAAAUAGAGAAGGAUACGUAUGAAUGGGUCCCAAACGCUACGGCCACCUUCGAACGCAUCCCGUACGAUAAGAGGGAAGAGAAACUCGGUGAUCUACUCGACAACACAGAUACGAUGACCAUGUUUUAUGAGAUGGGCAAUAAAAAAAACCGGGAUAAUGCGUUUGGACUGGAAUUUGAAAGUGCCAAUGAGGGCAUCAGUUUAGAGAUGUUUGAGGCUGUGGUUGCGCUGCUAAUGUGGUGUGAUGCAGGUGCAGUGGCCCUUGCCGAUAUAGGCCUUUCAUCGGAAUCCGACCCGGAGGAGGCUGCCGAGGAGCGCAAGCAGAUCAAGAAAAAGCAGAGCUCGGAUCUCAAUGUGAAAUUACGGUCUAUUGUGCUGUGCGAUGAUUGAAAUAAAGUUGGGUACAUACUUUGGG